AUGUCCCCAUCCCUCCAGUCCCCCACCACCAACAAGGCCGCCGACCUGGCCUUCAAACGCAGACGCUUUCAACCACCAAUCACUAGCUUCUUCUCGACCACAUCUACUCCUCCCUCAGAAGACAAUGCCAACGUGACCACCGACCGCUCCCACCACCUCUCCCACAACCACUACUCCGCAGCAACCUGCUCCCCCACCCCUAUUGUCCCCACCAAAGUCCAAGCCUCCCUCCUCUCCGUCGGCAUGCGUGUUCGCAAGUCCGUCGCAGAGGGCUACAAGACUCGCCUGGCGAAGUCCGACUCCAGUUUCUCCGAGCUGGCUCCCUAUAGCGGCAUGCGCAGUCAUUCCGCACCCAUGAACCUUAUCACCGACGAUGAAGGCGACGCCUUCUCCCUCCCCUCCAGCAGUCAGGAAUCCAACGCUGGUGGCCAGAAACGAUCCUAUGAUAUGGACUUUGAUAUCGACGAUAGUGGUGAUGAGAAUGACGUUGCUGCUUCCGGCUUGGAUCUUACUGCUCAUAAUGCUACUUUCAUGGGCCGGACGAUCCUUGCGCCCAAGCUGAAUCAACAGCGAAGGCGAUUCGUGGCACUGCAGAAACAUGCCACGAUCUCCGAGGGUAUGGGUAUGGAUAUCGAUGAUUUUGAGGAGGCUUCCUUCUUGCGUAGUCGCGAGGAGGUGGAUAUGGAGUACGGCUCUGUGAGUCGAAACUCAGAGAUUGAAAUGGGUGGUGUUUAA
Aspergillus welwitschiae is the source of this 735-nucleotide messenger RNA. RefSeq lists its product as uncharacterized. The coding region runs from base 1 to 735 and encodes 244 amino acids. NCBI's taxonomy places the organism in Eukaryota, Fungi, Ascomycota, Eurotiomycetes, Eurotiales, Aspergillaceae. Gene Ontology annotation, molecular function: ribonucleoside-diphosphate reductase inhibitor activity. The transcript has a single exon. Gene Ontology annotation, cellular component: nucleus; cytoplasm. The record is from RefSeq and is a predicted model, not a curated record.